Molecule: messenger RNA, 1793 nt
Organism: Helianthus annuus (common sunflower)
Lineage: Eukaryota; Viridiplantae; Streptophyta; Magnoliopsida; Asterales; Asteraceae
Product: cytochrome P450 81Q32
Exons: 2
Coding region: 1-1506 (501 amino acids)
Molecular function (GO): monooxygenase activity; iron ion binding; heme binding
Source: RefSeq, a predicted model, not a curated record
AUGGAUCAUUUGUUUAUUAUCAUCGUUCUACUUGUGACUUUAUUUAUUUUCGUCGUCCAUUUCUUCCGCAAAGCCGCCAACCUCCCACCGACUAUUUUCCCAACCCUACCCAUAAUCGGCCACCUUUACCUCUUAAACAAACCCCUCUACAGAUCCCUUGCCUCAAUCUCUGCCAAACACGGUCCAAUCCUCUAUCUCUGCUUCGGAUCCCACCGCGUACUUUUGGUCUCCUCGCCUUCGGCAACCGAAGAAUGUCUGACAAAAAAUGACAUUAUCUUUGCCAACCGCCCUCGAUGGCUAUACGGCAAAAUUCUUGCUUCUAACUACAUCAACCUAAGUUGGGCGCCAUAUGGCAACCACUGGCGCAACCUUCGCCGAAUCUCAACCAUCGAGAUCUUCUCAUCUCACCGCCUUAACGAGUUCCAUGAUAUACGUGCCUACGAAGGGAGACUCCUUGUACAAAAGUUGAUCCGUGAAUGUUCAUCACCGGUGAACUUAAACUCUACAUUCCACUAUUUGACGUUUAACAUGUUGAUAAGGAUGAUCUCUGGGGAAAUGUAUUUCGAAUUCGGCCGUGAUUUAGAGGAGAAACGUAAACAGUUUCAAGAGAUAGUGAAGGAGAUGUUUCAGGUGGGGGAUAUUUUAAAUUUGGAGGAUCACUUGCCGAUUUUGAGUUGGUUAGGUAUAAGAGGAGUAGAGAAUAAGAUGAUUGCGUUGCAGAAAAAAAGAAACACAUUCUUUCAAGGGUUGAUUGAUGAACUUCGAGAAGUGAAGGGUGUUGAAGCUGUGAACAAGAAGAAAAACACCAUGAUUGAAGUGCUCUUCCAGCUACAAGAAACUGAUCCUGACUACUACACAGACGAACUCAUUAAAAUCUUUCUGUUGAACCUAUUAGCAGCCGGUACUGAUGGUCCCGUCUCAACAAUGGAAUGGGCUUUCUCACUUUUGCUCAACCAUUCACAUGUUCUAAAAAAAGCGCAAUACGAAAUCGACACUUGUGUAGGCAAACAUCGUCUUGUUAAUGAAUCUGACAUAGCCAACUUACCUUACCUAUGUUGCAUUAUGAAUGAGACAUUGCGGUUAUACCCUCCAACUCCAUUAUUAUUACCUCACCAGUCAUCAGAGGAUUGUGUGGUUGGAGGCUAUCACAUCCCACGUGGGACAAUACUACUCAUAAACCAAUGGGGCAUACAACAUGACCCAAAGUUGUGGUGUGACCCGGAAAGGUUUCACCCGGAAAGAUUCGCAGGGCUUGAAGACGCGGGUGAGAGAUUUAAGUUCAUGCCAUUUGGGUUUGGAAGGAGGGUUUGUCCCGGAGAUGGAUUAGCUAUGCGUAUGAUUGGAUUGACAUUGGGGUUACUUAUACAAUGUUUUGAUUGGGAAAAUAUUAGUGAAGACAUGGUUGAUAUGAGUGAAGGUCUUGGGCUUACCAUGCCAAAGGCUCAACCUUUGGUAGUCAAGUGUAGACCACGUUCAACCGCUCAGAAUCUAGCGUCUCAAAGCUAAGUCCAUUACCUAAGAUCACUCGUGUUUGACUUGGCAUAUAUAAUUCAAAAAAUAGCUAAAACACCUCCGUCUUGGUACUUGCACUUAGGUAAUUGUCUAUUACGUAUUGUGAAAUUAGUAAUUCAUGCGUAGAACUAUUUCUUUUUUUUUUGUUCAACUUGUUUGCUCGACUACAUGUAUUUCGUUUUAUGUAGCAAGCUACUAAGGUUAUCAUCGAAACUCAAGGCUUGAGACUUUUAACACUUUUUUUUUUCAAGUUUGAUAUGAUAAUUUAAUGAUACUUCUAA